CAAUCCACACACACACACACAGAUGGUUAUGUGCCUCCUCCACUCUCUCCACCAGCCACCACCACCAUCAUCAUGCCACUCCAUCCUCCUUCCGUCUUGUCUCACUUCUGCCUGUAAAUGUGACAAAGAUCCUCAUGUAUAGCUUUAACGGACUCCAGGGGCGUGUUAUUAGCGAGCACCUAUGAAGUCGUUGGCAACUGGGUUGAGGCUAUCAACUCACUCCGCCGCCCGUAGGGCCUGGAUUCGAACCCAGGCUCUCAGCGGUCGCCAGCUCAGCGCUCUCGCCCUCUGCGCCACCGUGCCACCGCAAGGCAGGCAGCUCAACGUGGCAACAGUUCGGCAUCGCGCCGAAGGAGAACCGACGGGCGCUAUAGAAUGCUGCAAGCCCGCCCGCCGAGCAAAGCGUCGGCGAUGCGGCACGCGCUGUCGAGCGCGCGGCUCCAGCGCUGCCUCCACGCCAACGUGGCCGAGUCGCGUAAGCUGGCCGAGCGGCUCGAGAGCGUGGAGCUCCUCAGGGCGAGGGCGGCCCAGUCGGCCGACAGGGCCCGGCGGCAGCUGCGGCGCGAGCUGUCCGCCGUGCGCCUGUCGACGGGGCGGCUGGCCGAACGUCGCGCCUUCCCGGGGCCGGAGACCGACGCCGCUCGCGAGAUUCUCCGCGUCGUUCCGCGACGGCCGACGAGGACGCCCGGCGGUGGUGGCGGCUGCGGCUGCGGCGGCGGCGGCGUGGCCCUCCCCGCCGCUACCGAAACGCUCCCGCCCGGGCCGUCCGUGUCGAUGUCGGCCGGCCGCGCGGAAGUCCACAAAUCCACCGACGGCCACAAAUCUGUCUGCGGUGGUGCGGGCGAUACGGGCCGAGGAGGAGGUUCCGGCGGCGGAGGAUUAGGUGGAGUAACGGUGAUGGCAUCGAGGAGUCCGCUCGCCACCAGGAGGUCCGGGGUGAGGUCGGCCUGCGCGGGGUUCGGCGCCACUUCCGGAGACCCCAGGGCCAUGGCGGGCACACCCGGAGCGUCCCUCUCGACGGCGCAGAGGCGCCGCCUGCUGAAGGCCCUGCUGCCCUCGAGCCCCAGUGUCAUGGAGACAAGGAGGGCCCGCAGUGCCGACCUGGCGCGCGAGGCCAGAGACAGGGCCCUCGCUUUCCUCGACUCGUUCGAGAAUGGCCCCUGCGGUGGUCUCGUGCGGCCGAACACCGCGCAGCCAUGACUCAACAUCGUGAUACGCAACGGAAGAUUGUUGUUGUUUUAGCUCACCAGCAAAUUGAAGAACAAUUGUCGCAACCACAUUUUCGGCAACCAGAUACGACGUUUUCGCAUGAAACUCUAUGCCAAGCAUCUUCUGGGAAAAAAAAACCCAUCAGAAUUUGCCCGUGUUGUCACCGCAAUGCGGCGCUGACGUUCUCCGCACACAUCUCAGAUUUCUCCUGCACGUUAACCACGCCCCUCUCUGACCGGCUUUCCGGAGGAGUGCCUCCCCCCCCCACCUUACUGGUGGAGAAAUCGCUGGCUCAGUGAACAGUGACGUAACAAUCGCUAUCCAAAUGUGAAAUCCAUGCACGUGACCAGGGAAACAUGAACCCAUGAGCUAAUAUGAGCAGGGCCUUAGGCUGUGAUAUUUGUAGGCUCUCCUCGAGGCCCUCCAUGUCACGUGGAAGUAACAGCUGAGCGACGAUAACAUCGGAACAUUCGCCAUCGUCUUUGAAUUACGAUGACAGCAUCGUUCAUGACUGUGCCACACAGCAGCUAAAGCUAGAGAAACAAAAACAUUGUUGGAAGAAAUCAGUGGAGUCAUUUUUAUUUUAUGAAUUCACCUUGAGUUGAAUUUUUUUUUUAUUUGAAAUUACAUCGGUAAAUAAAUGUGUCUGAUAACGUCAUAAUUUGUCAUUUUUUUACGGCUUCAGUUGAGGCUAAAUUUAAUCUGCUCCUGCUGCUGUUCCUCCGUUAAAGGUGCAAAGUUGGCAGUGGUUCACAAUUAACGCUCGGCGGUUUUGUGCACGGUGUGUUUUGUUGUUUAAUACCUCACUUCUCUUACACAGGCGAUGUUGAACUGAGUAAUUGCCCCUCGUGUAAGUUGUGGCAUUUUACACGUAAUCCGCUGUAGUUUUGUUUAAGCGCUAUUCCAACCGUCGUGAGUUUGUUGUGCUAAUCCGACCGCGUAACUCUUUUGCACGGCGUGGAAUGUCUUGCAACAUUGUAGCAAUGGAAAAUGAAUGCAAGGUUCAACAAAAGUCCCUUUUCUAAGGGUUUAAGCGGUGUACCCUUGCUGACUCGGAUACAAAGUUGUGGGCUUUUUAAAAUGUGGUUACGA
Messenger RNA from Petromyzon marinus (sea lamprey), 2301 nucleotides. RefSeq lists its product as uncharacterized. Lineage: Eukaryota; Metazoa; Chordata; Hyperoartia; Petromyzontiformes; Petromyzontidae. The record is from RefSeq and is a predicted model, not a curated record.